CUGUCUCGUACACUUCUGGACAGGACCCCAAUAAUCCACCAAUCCACGAUUGUUUACAGAUUCUCAGUCGAUUACGCGCCUUAAUGCUCGAAUAUUUUGCUCACUGGGUUUAAUUUAAGUCAACUACACACCAAAAGAUGGCACCUACGCGCCAGCGAAAGCACGGGAAGUCAACGGAGUCCGAGUCUUCGGUCGAUGCAAUGGAUUUCCCAGCGCCUCCCCAGACCAUACCAACAAAGUCAAGCACACCAACAAGGACGCCGAUAAGACGGAGCCCUAUGAAGAAGGUCCCAAGAGGGCUCACUGCGAACCAGAAGCGAGCGCUGCUUGAUAACCUUCAACUCGAGAUCACUGAGCGCGCCAGAAAGCUUAGGGCUCAGUACAUGCUUCAAGCGCAAGGCCUUCGCACCAGAAUCGAGAUCAGAGUCAACCGCAUUCCCACGGGACUCCGCAAGGCGAAAAUGGGCGACCUCCUUCUCAAAUACAACGAGGCGAAGAGCAAUGCCAUCUUACCAGGGAUGACUGCGCGAGGUGGCAAUAUGGGAUCGCCAUCCAGAAAUUUCCUCCAAGAGAACCAGAGAAAUGCCCGCAACAGCCCCUCGCCCAUGCGCCAACUGGAACGCCACAGCGGCCACAUGCUAGACAAAGAAAACGAGGACCUCUCCAACCCCAAGAGACGCGCCAAGGCCGCACCAGCACCCCGCGUCGCUUCUCGGACCAAACAAGCCGACCAAGUCCUCUCUCCCCGUUCUGCAAACUCCCGCAACGCGCCCCAGCCACGAUCCCCCAUCCGUCCCCCAACCAGCCUGGCGCGUCCGGCAUCACCGGUCAAGCUACUGCCUCCCGGUGGAGGAGCAAGCUACCUGACAAACAUGGUUGAGAAGGCGAAAUCAAGCCGUGCGGCGGCGACCCGAGCUUCGAAGACAGGGACAUCCGCUGUGGGCAGGCCGAAGAAGCCGGUGGCUGCUGCGGCGCCAGCGCCGAGAGCGCGUCGAGGCAGGCCGAGCAAUAGCAGUGAAUCGAGCGAUGCGAGUGCGAGGACUACGAUUGUCAGCCGGGCUCCUGCGGCGAAGAAGGAGCCGGCUAAGAGGACAGUUAUGGGGGCUCUGAAGAGUAUUGGAGCGAAGAAGACGGCUGCUGUGCCUGCUACGUCGAGACCGGCGCCGGCUGGGAGGGUUCUGAGGAAUAGAGGGGCUGCGUAGUGGUGUUCGUUGAGGAGCUCUUCUACGGCUGGAUAUAACGAGCGUCGAUUUGUUGGUGUUUUGUACAGAGUUGCAGUCUAACGACACUUACCAAAGUCGCCACGAUGGUAUUGAUUCCCCACCUCUUUGAGAUGGGCUGUAGUCUACCAUCGACGGUGACUCGAGAUGGGCAUGACAUUGAUUCCCCACAUUCGUGGGUUGCAGUCUGUCAUCCGCGGAUUCUCGCACUGAUUAUGCAAACAGUGACUGUCGAAGGCUUGGCAAUUAGACGCGUAAGAGGGGGGUAUAUGGAUGGAAAGGGAUAUAUUGGAUAUUGGAUAAGGGACUAUGCGAAUUUGUGUUUUUUUGACUGGGUUAGCGGCAGGCGUUUGGGACACAGAGUUAAUGACCAAGGGAAUUAUGGCCAGAAUUCAACGGAUGAGAAACAUAGGAUCAGCGAAAAUAAAUUCAUUCGCACCUCUCUAAAAUUUCCCCUGGCACUACACACUCUACUAACUCUUAAUAAAAGCGGAGAAGAGGGGGAGAAGAAUGACUGUGAGGAAGAG
This is a messenger RNA of Pseudogymnoascus destructans, 1747 nucleotides long. RefSeq lists its product as uncharacterized. Gene Ontology annotation, cellular component: chromosome passenger complex; chromosome, centromeric region; spindle midzone. NCBI's taxonomy places the organism in Eukaryota, Fungi, Ascomycota, Leotiomycetes, Thelebolales, Thelebolaceae. Bases 138 to 1202 code for a protein of 354 amino acids. The transcript has 3 exons. Gene Ontology annotation, biological process: mitotic sister chromatid segregation. The record is from RefSeq and is a predicted model, not a curated record.